Messenger RNA from Lates calcarifer (barramundi perch), 3725 nucleotides. It is a transcript of the gene podxl, whose product is annotated as podocalyxin-like. NCBI's taxonomy places the organism in Eukaryota, Metazoa, Chordata, Actinopteri, Centropomidae. Gene Ontology annotation, cellular component: microvillus membrane; apical plasma membrane. The transcript is spliced from 6 exons. Bases 374 to 823 code for a protein of 149 amino acids. Gene Ontology annotation, biological process: regulation of microvillus assembly; positive regulation of cell-cell adhesion mediated by integrin; cell migration. The record is from RefSeq and is a predicted model, not a curated record.
UGUUGUUGUGUUGUUUCUGGUAGACAAUACAGAGAGAACAACCGUGACAGUAACCAGAAACGAGCAGACGGCAUCAAGAACCCCAGAACCAACUGGGAACCCAGGAGCUGUCAGUAACCCCCCCACCCAGACCAAAACAGGAUCUCCCACUGCCGAGAGCCUAACUGGAACCACGUCCCUGCAAACCACCACCUCCACCAUCUUCUCCACCGCCGCCGCCGCCACCACCACCACCACCACCGCCGCCGCCGCCGCCGCCACCACCACUGCCACCACCACGACGGAGCCUCAGGUGAAGACGCUGCAGUAUUCUCUAAACAGCAGACAUGAGAGACAGGAAGACAAAGAGCUUGUGGAGGUGUGCAAGCGGCUGAUGAUGAAUAUGCAAGAUGGAAACUGCACCCUGACGUGGAACAGCCACAACGGCAAAGUACAGUUUGAGAAUGUGGAGAUAAACGGCAAAGUGAGAACCAACCUUGCAACACAGUAUUAUGAAGAAAUCUCCAAGAAGAAAGCAGAUAAUAAAACCCUGAUAGCCAUCCUGGCCUCCUGUGGAGCUCUGCUCAUCAUGAUCGUCAUCCUCGCUGUGUGCGCCUCCCACCAUCGCAAGCCGUACAACGAGAACCAGCAACACCUUACAGAGGAGCUGCACACGGUGGAGAACGGUUACCACGACAACCCCACACUGGAGGUGAUGGAGGUGCAGCCGGAGAUGCAGGAGAAGAAGUUGGCGCUGAACAACGAGUUCAACGACAGCUGGAUUGUUCCCUUCGACAACCUGCUGAAGGAGGACAUACCCGACGAAGAGGACACCCACCUGUAAGACACGACCAGGGGAUAAAGGAAGAAAAGGAGACAACAACAGGACCUGGCUGGUUCCAACCCAAACUUGUCAAAAAACUUCUUGAUCUGUGCCAGCCUGCAUCUUGGUAUGAAAUCAAAAAUCAAACACUGUGAGGAUGAAAAACCAACAAAAUCUGACACAAUGGCCUUGAAAAUGUAAUGUUUGAAACCCACUAAAUUGAAUAGGUACAACUGUGCCUAUGCAGUAGUUUUGUGCCUUCGCUUCUACUGUUCUAACAAAACGAGCUGAUUUGAACCCAAGCACCUGUAUGUACAGUAUUUUUAUAUUAGCUUCUGCAUGUGGGGAAGAGCCGGCGCAAACUGAUCUUUUGGCUUCAGAGGCGCGAGAAGAUGAACAGAGAAGUAACAGUAACGUCAGCUGCCUUGGCAGUUCCAGAGUAACUAACUUAGGUAGAAGACCUCAGGAUACUUCAAAGCAUCCUGGUGAUUUUCCACUAGUGUGUGUGUGUGUGUGUGUGUGUGUGUGUGUGUGUGUGUGUGUGUGUGUGUGUGUGUGUGUGUGUGUGUGUGUGUGUGGUGUGUGUGUGUGUGUGUGUGUGUGUGUGUGUGUGUGUGUGUGUGUGUGUGUGUGUGUGUGUGUGUGUGUGUGUGUGUGUGUGUGUGUGUGUGUGUGUGAGGACACUGCCAGUGGCUGGAAGAGCUGCACUGGUACAACUGAGCACUAACUAAAAGACACAGCUUGCCCACAGAGACACUGCUGAAGACAGAUGGGUCAAUAGAAAUAAGACAAAUGAAGGGUGUUAAUCCAAAAUUCCACACAUUGAAUCUAGGGUGUAUGGAAAGCCAGAAGGGACAGCUCACACAUAUAGUUUGUCUUGAUAACAGUUAAAGUUGUGUUCGUGUGAUCACAAAAUAAUAACGCAGCAUCAAGAAAUCAUGAAAAAGCGGUUAGUUUAGAGCCAAAAAAAAAAAAAGUUAAUUGAUUAAUCAAUUGGUCCUCCAACAGUUUGAUAAUUGCUUCAUAAUUUUUAGGCAAAACUUCACAGGUCAAAUGUGAUUAUUUGCUGGUUUUCUCGGUUGUGUGUCAUAUUCAGCCGCACAUCAUUAAGUAUUGGACAAAGACAGUUUUGAAUAUUGUGAAGUUUUACUUCAUUAUAAACGAAACAAUGAAUUGAUAAAGUAACUGACAGCUAUCAAUAAUCAAAGUAAUUGUUAGUUGCAGCCAAGUCUUUACUUCUGUCAUCUAGCUCAGUAUUCUUUAAGAAUGUUUUAGUAACCUUCACCUUCUCUGAUCAGAAAAUAAUAUCACAUCUUUUAAAAAACUUAAAGGAUAAUUCUGGUUUACUACAUUUUGGGUGUUUUUACAAAGCUCUGUAGUUUCAGCUGUCAUCACCAUCAGUUCUGAUAAGCUGUAUUCAACUGCUGACAUCGCUGCAGCAAAGUCCAGUGGGCAAGAAACGCUAGCAGUCAGAAGAUCAGAGACUAAAAAAACCAACAGUUUAUCCAGAUGAUGGACAUUAUGCAGCUCACUUUCUGAGCUCAUCUGAAAUGUCGACAACAAUCCCUCAGUGCAGGAAAACUGUACGGGUUCACCUAUGGUUAGUACAGCAGGUCAAAGUUAAACCAGAGGCCUCUUUCACACAAGAAAUUUGUUAGUGCUGCUUACACAAAGAUUGCAAAUGGAAACGUCAUGAAAUAAUAGUUUUCCUUUCACAAAUUAAAAGUUGAAUUCAUAAAUAAAACACACCUUUGCCCACUAACUUACAAUGGCUACUCAAACUUCAGAUAGAUAUUGCUUCCAUACUGUUUUUGGUGCUGUUAAACUAUGUUGUAACAUGUUCUAGAAACAGAACAAAAACAGAAGUAAACAGCGGAUGUGUGUUGUUCUGUACCACUUACCUUCAGCUUUCUUCAUUCUCUUCAUUCCCACUCAGUCAGACCAUGCAGCGACAAUGUCUGUAAAGCAACUGAACUGAGAGAAUCUUGGGAAAUGAAGUGAAAAGAUGAAUUAUCCUGUGAGAACCAUUUGUGGCCAGAGUGGCUGCUGUUCAAAAAAAAAUUACAGUGUCACUUUAAAGUGUCGUGCUGCAAAUUGCAACUCAGACCCCCCAGUCUGUAAACUGUACAAAACCUGUCAGACUGCUCGUCUCCUGCCCUGUUGGACUGUAUAAUAUAAUUACAGCUGAUAGGAGUGAUGCCAAAACCACUAAAAUAACACUCAUUGUAAUAUUGUGGAAUUGUCCUUUACCUACACCGAAUGAUAAUGAUGUGUUUUUAUGAGAGUCGAGGUGCAAAGCAGGUUGAGACUUUCUUUACUGUACAGUCUUCUUGAAAAGAAACAUUACAGUCAGCUAAUCACUGGUAACAAGAAAUACUUUUUAAAGCUGAUACUGGUCAAAUCAGACACUGUUCCAAAACCAUGGCGCAUGUCUGAUUCAAACACUGUAAAUAAUGUGUACAUUUUUUCCACUGUUGCUGAUACAGGAAGGGUUGAGUCAUCAGAUGUUUUAAGAUGUCUGAUCUGGCAUUAAUACCCUCAUCUCAACACUUAAAAAAAAAAAAAAAAAAAAAAAAAAAAAAACUCUCAUUUUUGAAUUCUUGUUUUGUGCAGUUUAAUUAUGUUCUUCCCUUUAAACCAAGUAAGAAGUUAAUAUAUAUUCACUUCCACUUCAAACUAUAUUCAAGUCAAUCACCUCGGGCACUCCAAUUCAACUUUUGUUGUUGUUUCUAUUUUGUGUGUAUUUUUUCACUUCUAUUAUAGUGGUGCCAUUUUCACCAAAGUACAUUACCAGUAUUUGAUGUAUUUAUGAUUUGUUUGCUGCUGCAGGCAAACAGCAGGGGUCUGACACACUGGAAACUGUAAACUCUCAAUGGCCUUGGCGGUCAUAUCCAGAUUUACAAAUAAAGGAAGCGUUUUUCCA